CCGUAGUUAAGAGCAUGGCGCGGUUUCAUGCUGCAGAUGGCAGUCUCGGGUUGUUUUGCGCGCAGCUGGUGUUUGUCCCUACUGAGGUUCCGUAGUUAAGAGCAUGGCGCGGUUUCUGGAGCACAGCUGAAGUUAAAUCCGGUCGAUGUGGGAACCAUGUGCUCCCUCGCGUUCUUCCCGCCGCCGCCGCCGUUCAGCGGACAGGUUACUUUAUAUGAGGCAAAUAAUGAGCUCGUAUGGGGGAAUUGGACCGAGUGCUGCGAGAAACAGCACUGGACACCUCCUAGCCUUCAUUUUCCAAGGGAGACGCUGAAACCACACAGUCGCCCAGAGAGCAGCAGCAAAGCAGCCUUCCUGGAUCACAGAGAUACUUUGUGGAUGAGAAGUGCUGGAGCCUGGCAUGAUGCUGGGCUUACUGGGCUAUUAGAUGAAAUUACUAACAGUUCUGAAGAAGUACCCAAGUGGCUGACGUUGAGUUCCGGAUGUGUUUUGGCUCUUCUGCGAUGGAUGUCUUCAUUCCAUUGUUCUCUGUUUCCACAUCUGACGUUAAGUGGUGAGGAUAUGGUCGCUGAAUUUUCACAAGUAUUGAGUUGGUCUGAUAGCGCUGUCCAAAGCUUUGCAUGGCAUCCUCACACAGACAAGUUUGCAGUAGCCCUCCUGGAUGACUCCAUUAAGAUCUACAACUCUCGGAGUGCAAUAACUCCGAUCCUGAAGCACAGACUGCAGAGGAGUGUGAGUGCUAUGCAGUGGAAGCCUCUGUGUGCAUCUACACUGGCCGUGGCCUGCCACACCUGCCUACUAAUUUGGCACGUGGACCCGAACUCGCUCUCUACACGGCCCUCUUCUGGUUGUGCUCAGGUAUUAUCUCAUCCUGGUCACUCUCCAGUUACUUCCAUUUCUUGGUCCCCUUCUGGUUCUCUACUAGUAUCUGCCUCUCCUGUUGACACAGCCAUGAUGCAGUUACAGACCAGUGCCCAGCUGUGUUUUGCGUUGUGUGUUAUUCAGGUAUGGAAUGUGGCUGCAGAAAUCUGUGUUCCUCUGCAGCGUGUAGGAGGUGGAGGAGUCACAAAUCUGUCAUGGUCGCCAGAUGGCAGCCGACUGUUGGCGGCCACUCCAUCUGCUCUGUUCAGGGUAUGGGAGACAAAGAUGUGGACGUGUGAAAGGUGGCCUUGUCUCAAAGGCCGCUGUCAGUCAGGGUGCUGGAGUCCGGAUGGAAGUAGAUUGUUGUUCUGCGUUCAGGGAGAAACGGUGAUCUACGCGCUUACUUUUUCAGAUGUGGCAGGAGGACCUAAGUCUGCUGCAGUGGUGGCUAAUCUCUCUGUGACUACUUUCAGUGGGCCUGACGGUGACCUAAUAGUUGGGGGAGAGGUUCAGUCUCUUGCCUGGGAUCCCACCGGAGAGAGGCUGGCUGUGCUUCUGAAAGGAAAUGCAGAAUCCUCCAAUCAUUCUGCCAUCAUUGCUGUAUUUAAAACACGCUCCAGCCCCGUCUUUGAGUUACUUCCAUGCGGUUUUGUGAAAGGCGAGGCCGGAGCAGAGCCAAGACUGAUGCAGUUCCAGCCUCACUUUCAGCAUGGUGCAUUGCUCACUGUGUGCUGGUCAAAUGGCCGAAUCUCUCACGUGCCUUUCUACUUUGUUGGUGUGGGGAAGCCAUGUUCAACUGGAAGCCCUCCACUUCCCCACUUCACCAGCAAGAUAGAAGAUUACAUUACACACACACUCUACACAGAACAAAUGUCCUAAACACCUUUGUGUGUUUCAUCCUCAACCAGUGCUACUUGCUUUACAUACUUAUAUUUUUCAAAAAAAUACUUACAAUUACAGUACAUGUUGCAUAAAAUAAUAAAAUGUAGAUUUUCUCA
Messenger RNA from Ictalurus punctatus (channel catfish), 1859 nucleotides. It is a transcript of the gene aaas, whose product is annotated as achalasia, adrenocortical insufficiency, alacrimia. NCBI's taxonomy places the organism in Eukaryota, Metazoa, Chordata, Actinopteri, Siluriformes, Ictaluridae. Gene Ontology annotation, biological process: nucleocytoplasmic transport. The record is from RefSeq and is a predicted model, not a curated record. Gene Ontology annotation, cellular component: nuclear pore. Gene Ontology annotation, molecular function: protein binding. The transcript is spliced from 17 exons. Bases 157 to 1740 code for a protein of 527 amino acids.